Messenger RNA from Menidia menidia (Atlantic silverside), 3790 nucleotides. The record is from the annotation of a GenBank genome assembly. Lineage: Eukaryota; Metazoa; Chordata; Actinopteri; Atheriniformes; Atherinopsidae.
GGUCAGAGCAGCAGCAAUACAAGGGUUCCUUGAUGCUCCCCUUAACAGCCACAACACCACAAACAAGAGUAAUAGAUUUUGAGUAAAACAAGGUCACACCACUGGGUGUCAUCAGUCUCCACAGACAUCCUUGCUCACUGAAGGGUGUGGGUGACUUGAGUUCCAGAGAGGCUUUGAAUAACACAGAGGGGAGAAAUAAAAGGAAUAAGCCCCACAAGCCUUCAGUCAUCCUGCUGAAAAGAGGAGACACGGGAUUAACCAUGCCUGAGCCAGUACCUGAAGCACCACCAGCAGAAACGGCCCCAGAAGAGCCAGCUGAAGUGGGUGAAGUGGGUGAGGGACAACAAGAUGCACCCCCAGCAGAUGGAGCUGAGGCAAAUGCUGCAGCACAGAGUACGGAACCUGGGGCUACUCAGCUUGAGGGGCUUUUUGUUGAAAAGCCACCCAGCAGUGUAGUCGCUGUUGCAGGAAUGGACGUGACGUUCACAGCCAAAGUAGACUCCAGCACUCUGACAAGAAAGCCUGUCAUGAAAUGGCUGAAGGGCAAGUGGCUGGAUCUUGGGAGCAAGGCUGGGAAACAUUUGCAGUUCAAAGAAACAUAUGACAGAAAUACCAAGAUCUAUACUUAUGAAAUGAAGAUCAUCAAAGUGGUCCCUGGAGAUGCUGGGGGCUACAGGUGUGAGGUAUCAGCCAAGGACAAGUGUGACAGCUCCACCUUUGAGAUCACUGUGGAGGCUGCACAAAAAGAUGCACAAGAAGAUAUUUUGUCGGCUUUCAAAAGAGCGGAUGCUGGGGAGGAUGAUGGAGAUCUGGAUUUCAGUGCUCUGCUCAAAGCUACAAAGAAGAAGAAGAAAGCUCAAAAAGAGGAACCAGAGAUAGAUGUAUGGGAAUUGCUCAAAAGUGCCCACCCAAGCGAAUAUGAGAAAAUCGCCUUUACAUAUGGCAUCACUGACCUGAGGGGCAUGUUGAAGCGCCUGAAAAAGAUGAAAGAAGUGUCCAAGCCUAGCGAGGCUUUCCUGAAGAGACUUGAGUCUUGCUACUCAGUUGAAAAAGGAAAGAAAAUUGUGAUGUCAUGUGAGGUGCUUGAUCCCAAUGCCCAGGUCAAAUGGUUGAAGAAUGGCCAGGAGAUCAAACCCUCAGCCAAGUAUGUCAUGGAGUCGAAUGGAAACAUCAGAACUCUGACCAUCAAUAAAUCAAACCUGUCUGAUGAUGCUGCAUAUGAGUGUGUGGUUGGUGACGACAAGUGCUCCACAGAAGUCUAUGUCAAAGAGCCUCCAGUGACCAUCACCAAGCUUAUGGAUGACUACCACGUGGUCGUGGGAGAAAGAGUGGAGUUUGAGAUUGAGGUGUCUGAGGAAGGUGCCCAUGUCAUGUGGUACUUUGAGGAUCAAGAGAUUCUUAAAGACAAAGACUCCACAAAGUAUCGCUUUAAGAAGGACGGAAAGAAGCACACUCUUAUCAUCCUGGAGUCUACACUGGAUGAUGUUGGAAUGUACCAUGCAUGGACAAAUGGGGGACAUACCAAGGGAGAGCUGGAGGUGGAAGAAAAAGAACUGGAGGUGUUGCAGGACAUUGCUGACCUGACCGUCAGGGCGACAGACCAGGCCAUGUUCAAAUGUGAAGUGUCUGAUGACAAGGUCACAGGAAAGUGGUUCAAAGAUGGAGUGGAGGUCUUGCCAAGUGACCGCAUAAAAAUGACUCACAUUGGAAGGUUUCACAGGCUGAUUAUUGAUGAUGUGAAGCCAGAGGAUGCUGGAGACUACACGUUUGUUCCUGAUGGCUACGCUCUAUCACUCUCUGCAAAGUUGAACUUCUUGGAAAUCAAAAUCGACUAUGUGCCCAGACAAGAUCCUCCAAAGAUCCACUUGGACACCACUGGAAACAUGGUCUCCCAAAACACUAUCAUAGUGGUGGCAGGAAACAAGCUUCGCCUGGAUGUGGAGAUCACUGGAGAGCCAGCACCCACUGUCGUUUGGUCGAAAGGAGAUCAGCCAGUCACAAGCACAGAAGGCCGUGUCAGAGUGGAGGCCAGGAAAGAUCUCAGCUGCUUCGUCAUUGAGGGGGCAGAGAGAGAUGAUGAGGGUAACUACACCAUCUGUGUUACCAACCCAGCUGGAGAAGACAAAGCUAUGCUGUUUGUGAAGAUCGUGGGUUAUCUCAUGGAGAGAAAGAAGAAAGGCUCCAGCAGAUGGACAAAGCUCAACUUCGACGUAUACGAAUCAACAACAUAUGAAGCGAAGAGGAUGAUUGAGGGAGUUCUCUAUGAGAUGAGGGUGUUCGCAAUUAACAGCAUCGGCAUGUCUCAGCCCAGUAUGAAUUCCAAACCCUUCAUGCCAAUUGCGCCAACUAGCGAGCCAAUGCGUUUGACAGUCAAUGACGUGACAGACAGCACAUGCAGCUUGAGGUGGCUUGCCCCAGAGAAGAUUGGAGCUGGAGGCCUGGAUGGCUAUGUUAUUGAAUAUUGCAAGGAGGGAGACACUGAGUGGGUGGCAGCAAACCAGCAGCUUUGGGAGAAGCAGGGAUAUGUGGUGCGUGGCCUUCCCGUGGGAGAAAAGAUCAACUUCAGGGUGGUGGCUGUAAACGUUGCGGGUCGCAGUCCACCUGCUAUUCUGUCACAGCCCGUCACUAUCCGUGAGAUCGUUGAAUAUCCAAAGAUCCGCCUUCCCCGUGAGCUGAGAACAAAGUAUAUCAGGAAAGUAGGAGAAAAGAUCAACUUGACCAUCCCCUUCCAGGGUAAGCCACGCCCUGUUGCAACCUGGUUCAAGGAUGGUCAACCAAUUGACCCUAAGAUGGUCAAUAUUCGGAAUUCAAAUGUAGACAGCAUCCUCUUCAUUCGCUCAGCGGAGAGAGAGCACUCUGGAACAUAUGAACUGGUUCUACAGAUUGAGAACAUGGAAGAUAGAGCCUCUGUUCAAAUCAGGAUUAUUGGUAAAGACUUUUGUGACUCAUUUCAGAAGAAAAUCAUCAGACAAGAAGCACUGAUGGCCAAAUGUACUAAAAGAUGUUUGAUCCAAACAGAGAAGCCUGGACCCCCUCAGAAUGUGAAGGUGUCAGAUGUCUGGGGUUUCAACGCAGCGUUGGAGUGGGAGCCCCCCAAAGAUGAUGGCAACUGUGAAAUUAGUGGAUACACCGUCCAGAAAGCAGACCUGAAAACCAAGGAAUGGUUCACCGUUUAUGAGCAUAACAGACGGACAAACUGCACAGUUUCAGAUCUGAUCAUGGGAAACGAAUAUAUGUUCCGCGUCUACAGUGAAAACCUUUGUGGCUUGAGCGAGGAGCCACGCCAAAGCAAGAACACAGCCGUCAUUGCUAAGACAGAUCUGGAGCGCAAAGUAAACACCUAUAAGGAGAAAGACAUGACCUGUCCACCCAAGUUCACUCAGCCCCUGGUGGACAGAUCUGUGGUAGCCGGUUACAGCACUGCCAUCAGCUGUUCUGUGAAAGGCUUCCCCAAGCCUAAGAUUGUAUGGAAGAAGAACAAAAUGAUCCUUGGUGAAGAUCCCAAGUUCUUGAUGCAGAACAACCAAGGAGUGUUGACACUGAACAUUCGGAAGCCAAGCACCUUUGACGGCGGCAAAUACUCUUGCAUGGCUGUCAAUGCGCUGGGUCAGGAUGAAGUGGAGUGCAAGCUGGAUGUCCGAGUUGCCACAGACGUGGAGAAGAAAUGAGAAACUGAACAGCAGAGAAUGUGAAGUAAUUUGAACCAAACAGUGAAUGACGAGUGAAUGUCUCAAAGAAUGGUAUACAUUAUAAAGAGUGAACCAAAUAAAAUUUAUUAAUGCCUGAUACA